CAGGCGAAACGGGAGUAAGGAACUCCAGCUGGAAAUGAAAGAAGGCGAGAAGCGAUCUGAAGCGGAAAAGCUUUGGUGGCUUCAGGUCCCACUAUUUAAAUUUUACAGAGGAAAAUAACUUUAAUUUUAUUUUAAAAAAAUCAUUGAUCGUACCAUCUGCAUUUCAUUUUCUUCCGACUAGACGUGAGUGCGCGUGUGACACGUCUUCGGUCUUCUAUUCCUACAACUUUCAGGAGCCUUCAAUCCUUGAACUUAAUUGUCUGGAGUCUCAGGAAUUCUGGCUAUCAUCCCCAGUUUUUGUGCUCUUGCAGCAAUGCCAGAAGGCCCCUCUGUAAAGAAGUUCCAGUUUCUGUGUUCUCCCUAUGUAGGGAAGAUGGUAUCCAAGGUGGGAGGAAGCACUAGACAGAUCAAUCCAGAUGAUUUGAAAACACUAACACUGUGGGAUAUUCAAGUCCAUGGGAAAAACUUGUUUUUGGCUUUUGGCACCAAAGAGAAAUUAAAACUCAGCCAUGACAGCAUAUCCUCGGAUUUGCUUGAACAAAGAUUGGAAAUGCCUGGAAGCAGUUCCUUUCUCCAGGGCCAGAAAGAAAAUGAAGUUGAAAUAUGCAAUCCUGAAUGCGGUCCACAAGAAGAGUCAGCAAGCUGCUUGGCAUCUGAUAUGGAUAAUAAUAAUAAUGGGCAGAGUUGGAAAUGGCUCCGCUUCCACUUUGGUCUGUAUGGAAGCAUGAGAGCCAAUGAGUUUGCAAGGGCGAAUAAAGCAAACAAAAGAGGCGACUGGAAAGAUCCAAUUCCCAGGCUAGUUCUCCAUUUUGAUGCUGGGAGCUUUCUGGUAUUUUAUAACUGCCGCAUUCAGCAGUGCUCUUCUCCUAGCACUGAUCCAGCAACUGAUAUCCUGAGCCUGGAGUUUGACCGGGAGCGAGCUUUGGAAGUCCUUGCAAAAGAUACUCCUGUGUGCUACAUACUCCUGAACCAAAGUUAUUUCUCAGGAAUAGGAAAUAUAAUUAAAAAUGAGGCCCUGUAUUUAGCAAGGAUCCAUCCAUUGUCCCUUGGCUCCUCUUUGGAAUCCACAGAUCUCAAAUCUUUGCUUGAGCAUGUUGUCCAGUUCAGCUUGGCGUGGCUCCACAACAAGCUGGGAAGACAAAGAUUGCAGCUACAGAUUUACAUGAAAGAUAAAUGCCCCAAAGGGCAUGAGGUAAAGAAGGCAACAUUUGGACCACCAGAUGGGUUGAAAAGACUUACCUGGUGGUGUCCACAAUGCCAGCCUCGAGUGCCCCCUGAAGAGAUGGAUAUGUCUCUUGUACAAGACACCUGAUUUGCACAAUCUCCUUGGUUGUACGAUUUCAAGAGAUAAUGUGGAAAUCAGGGAACAAGUUCAUGAUUCAAGAGAGAAUGUGCAAGCCCAGGCGUUCCUUAAAGGAAUUUAAGAUUUACAUACCGUAUGCAUUGAGCCAUCACUUUCCACAGUCCAAGUAGCCACUUAGGUAGUACCUGGAGAUUUGUGAUUAAUGAAAAUGAUUCAAGAUCUACAAAUGCAGCAUGCCAGAUGAAGCUUGCUCCCAGUGAUGAAGAUAUUUGGAGGCAGGGGGAAUGGUUACCAUUCACCUAUGAUGUCAGGAAUGCUCUCUAUGCUUGGACCAUGCUUGUCUUGGAUUUACACAAGGUCAAACAUUUUUUUCAGAUUCUCAUUCCAAUAUUCUUUUAUUAUAGGAAUGACUCAUGUCAAAACAAUUCUUUAUAAUCACCAUUGUAAUUACAUAAGACUGCAUCAUAUUUAAUUUUCUGAGGUAGUAUUAAGGAACAAAAUUAUGCAAAUUAGUUUUGAUUUGUAAAUGAGGAAUCCAUUUAUAGUUGACCUGAAAUAUUAGUAAGCCAUUAAAACAAAGACAUGUGAUUUGGCUGUGAGGAGGAAGAAGGUAAAACCCUAUUCUAGAAUUUGAAUUUGUUUAAUGUUAAGAUCAAACAAACUAAAUAUUUGUAGUUACUAAUAACAUAGAUGGUAUUUUGAAAGCUCCACUUUCUCAGUUUCUCAGUUUAUAUUUUGAUAUAGUAAGGAGAAGAGGCUUAGAAUCUUCUUUAUUUGAAAGCUGAAAGCUCUCUUGAACAUGGAAGCUUCUGAAUUUUAUUAAAAUAUGUCUUGUUGGUUUGAAUGAAACAUUA
Molecule: messenger RNA, 2157 nt
Organism: Ahaetulla prasina
Lineage: Eukaryota; Metazoa; Chordata; Lepidosauria; Squamata; Colubridae
Gene: NEIL2
Product: nei like DNA glycosylase 2
Exons: 5
Coding region: 314-1312 (332 amino acids)
Biological process (GO): base-excision repair
Cellular component (GO): nucleus
Molecular function (GO): damaged DNA binding; DNA-(apurinic or apyrimidinic site) endonuclease activity; zinc ion binding
Source: RefSeq, a predicted model, not a curated record